AUGGCUCUCCGUCGCUUCAACGCAGGUGGCAAGAAGCAGAAGGAGCUGACAGAGGAACAGAAACAGGAGAUCAAAGAGGCCUUCGAUCUCUUCGACACCGAUGGCUCAGGUGAGAUCGACUCCAAGGAACUGAAGGUGGCCAUGCGUGCCCUGGGCUUCGAACCAAAGAAGGAAGAGAUUCAAAAGAUGAUCAGCGAUGUGGACGACGAUGGAAGUGGCACCAUUGGCUACGAAGAGUUCCUGAAGAUGAUGACCCACAAAAUCCUGAACCGCGACCCGAAAGAUGAGAUUUUGAAGGCUUUCCGGCUCUUUGAUGAUGAUGAGACUGGCAAGAUCUCCUUCAAGAACCUCAAGCGUGUUGCAAAGGAGCUUGGCGAGCGCAUGACUGACGAGGAGCUCCAAGAGAUGAUCGAUGAGGCGGACCGCGACGGAGAUGGUGAGGUGAACGAAGAGGAGUUCCUGCGUAUCAUGAAGAAGACAAACCUUUUCUGA
Cladocopium goreaui is the source of this 492-nucleotide messenger RNA. NCBI's taxonomy places the organism in Eukaryota, Dinophyceae, Suessiales, Symbiodiniaceae. The record is from the annotation of a GenBank genome assembly.